GGCUCACAUGCUCAGACCCCACAAAUUUACCCAGCUCCCAUGACAGCCUGUGAGAGUGAGGGAAGAGGCUCUAAGAUAGAAUAAGAAUUUCCUCAGGAAACACUCUGGGCCAAGCCUCAGGAGCUCUGGUUAAUGGCAUCUAUUUGCGUUAUCAGGCUGAAUCUUCACUUGGUUGAGGCUGAUAUUGUUAGAAAGGAUCCUGACCUCAAGUGUUGAUCAAAAGGACUUCAGGCUCAAGAUGGUGGCAGCAGCUGUGUUGCUACAGUGUUGCCCAGUGCUUGCCCGGGGCCCCACAGGUCUCCUGGGCAAAGUGGUUAAGAUUCAUCCAUUCCUAUUUGGUAUUGGACACUGUCCUAUCCUAGCCACCCAAGGACCAACCUGUUCUCAAAUCCACCUUAAGGCAACCAAGGCUGGAGGAGACUCUUCAUCUUGGGCUAAGGGCCACUGUCCCUUCAUGCUGUCAGAACUCCAGGAUGGGAAGAGCAAGAUUGUGCAGAAGGCAGCCCCAGAAGUCCAGGAGGAUGUGAAGACUUUCAAGACAGACCUGCUAAGCUCCCUGGCCUCCACCAGCCCAAGGAAGUCUCUCCCUGCUUCCCAAGAUCCAGAGCAAAUUUCAGAGAAGCUUACACAACUGAUUCAGGACAAUAUGGCUGGAAUCCAUGCCUUUGGUUAUGACCAGUUUUUUAGGGACAAGAUCAUGGAGAAGAAACUGGACCACACCUACCGCGUGUUCAAAACUGUGAACCGCUGGGCUAAUGCUUACCCUUUUGCCCAGCACUUCUCUGAGGCAUUUGUGGCCUCAAAGGAUGUGUCUGUGUGGUGUAGUAAUGACUACCUGGGCAUGAGUCGGCACCCUCGGGUCUUGCAGGCUAUACAGGAGACCCUGCAGCAUCAUGGAGCUGGAGCUGGUGGCACCCGUAACAUCUCAGGAACCAGUAAGUUCCAUGUGGAGCUUGAGCAGGAGCUAGCUGAACUGCAUCAGAAGGACUCAGCCCUGCUCUUCUCUUCCUGCUUUGUGGCAAAUGACUCUACUCUCUUCACAUUGGCCAAGAUCCUGCCAGGAUGCGAGAUUUACUCAGAUGCAGGCAACCAUGCUUCCAUGAUCCAAGGUAUUCGCAACAGCGGAGCAGCUAAAUUUGUCUUCAGACACAAUGAUCCUGAUCACCUGAAGAAACUUCUAGAGAAAUCCAACCGUAAGACACCAAAAAUUGUGGCCUUUGAGACUGUUCAUUCCAUGGAUGGUGCCAUCUGUCCCCUUGAGGAGUUGUGUGAUGUGGCCCACCAGUAUGGGGCCUUGACCUUCGUGGAUGAGGUUCAUGCUGUAGGACUAUAUGGGUCCCGGGGAGCUGGGAUUGGGGAGCGUGAUGGAAUUAUGCACAAGAUUGACAUCAUCUCUGGAACUCUUGGCAAGGCUUUUGGCUGCGUGGGUGGCUAUAUUGCCAGCACUCGUGACUUGGUGGACAUGGUGCGCUCCUAUGCUGCAGGCUUCAUCUUCACCACUUCACUGCCCCCCAUGGUGCUCUCUGGGGCUCUAGAAUCUGUGCGUCUGCUAAAGGGAGAGGAGGGCCAAGCUCUGCGAAGGGCCCACCAGAGGAACGUCAAGCAUAUGCGCCAGCUACUAAUGGACAAGGGUCUUCCUGUCAUCCCUUGCCCCAGCCAUAUCAUCCCCAUCCGGGUGGGUGAUGCAGCACUCAACAGCAAGAUCUGUGAUCUCCUGCUCUCCAAGCAUAGUAUCUAUGUGCAGGCCAUCAACUACCCAACUGUUCCCCGGGGUGAGGAGCUGCUGCGCCUGGCACCUUCCCCACACCACAGCCCUCAGAUGAUGGAAAAUUUUGUGGAGAAACUGCUGGUAACCUGGACUGAAGUGGGGCUGCCCCUCCAAGAUGUGUCUGUGGCUGCCUGCAAUUUCUGUCACCGUCCUGUGCACUUCGAGCUCAUGAGUGAGUGGGAACGUUCCUACUUUGGUAACAUGGGGCCCCAAUAUGUCACCACCUACGCCUGAGAAGCCAGCUGCCUUGGAUGCCCACUCCACCUACACUUCACCUGGGGUUGGGCCUCCUCCUGUCCUCUGCUUUGUUGUGUGCCUCUAGCUGAUUUGAAUCUAAAAAUAAAGAGCAAACUGCAGCAUUUAUAGCA
Molecule: messenger RNA, 2136 nt
Organism: Castor canadensis (American beaver)
Lineage: Eukaryota; Metazoa; Chordata; Mammalia; Rodentia; Castoridae
Source: RefSeq, a predicted model, not a curated record